AUCCACCGGGAGCAGAGAUCCAUCAUCUGCGCGCUGUUUCUCCAGUGAGACCAGGAGCAAGAGCUGACAGCUUCCCUGAAGAGGACUACUAACUUAAACCUGCACAGGUGUCAGUGGCUGGUGUUAAGGAUGUUUUUGCCCCGACAUCAGACCUGGAGGUAACCCCACGUCAUCUGUGCUGUUGCCCCUCCUGCACCCCGGAGUGGAGAUGGUCCACUGGACCACACAGUGGGGGACAUGUGUCUGGCUCCAGACUCUGCUAGCCUUCGCUUUGGCCAACUGCCCCUCACUGGCCCCAAGCCCCGUCAACUUCUCCGUGGUGUACACCAUGCCCUUCUUCCAGGCCCGGGGCCCCAUCCAGAACAUAGUCAACAACUCCUUUUACCAGGAAGUGUACGUGGCGUCUCAGAAUGUGAUCGAAGCUGUGAACAGGAGCUUGGAGAAGGUGUGGGAGCUGCACACUGGACCAGUGGGAAGCCCAGAGUGUCAGAUAUGCGAUUUGUGCGACAUUGAUAAGGAUCAAGACUUUCUAGAGGACACAAACAAUCAGGUGUUGCUGUUGGAUACUCUCUUUAUGUAUUUAUAUUCCUGUGGAAGUUCUCAGUAUGGUGUGUGCUAUUUCCACCAGCUGAACCCAGAUGGAGAGCCGCCUUCUCUUUCUAAGUGUUUGUUCAGAAGGGAUUCAAACUCUGCUGCGUACUGUCCCGACUGUGUAGCGAGUCCUCUUGGUACCAAAGUCACCAUGGUGGAGGAGGGUCAGACUGUCUACUUCUUUGUUGCUACCACUGUCAAUGACAGCGUGACCCAGCGUUACGGCAGGAAGUCGAUAUCAGUUCGCCGACCGCUGGCCACAGAAGACGGCUUCUACAAUGAUGUGCGUGGCCUGACUGUCCUCCCCGGCCUGCGGAGGACGUACCACAUUGAAUACGUGUACAGCUUUUUCACUCAGGAGUUUGUCUACUUCCUCUCGGUGCAGAGAGAGAGCCCCGACCUGGACUCGUCCCCGUUUCAGACUCGUCUGGGACGCCUCCCGCGGAAUGAAUGGGAGAUGAAGAGGUAUCGUGAAGUGAUCCUGGAGUGUCGCUUUGAGCCGAAACGCAGGAGGAGGAACGUUGCCAGCGAACCCUAUAAGGAUGUUGUGUACAAUGUGGUCCAGGCCGCCCACUUUGGCAGGGCGGGCCGGGAGCUGGCAGAGGAGCUGGGGGCGGAGGAGGAGGACGACAUCCUCUACGGGGUGUUCGCUGUCACCGAUGACAACGGGGUCACGGAGCACGACUCGGCCCUGUGCGCCUUCCCCAUGGACAAUGUGAACAAAGCAAUCGUGGACGGGGUGGACGAUUGCUGCGAGUCUGGACCCGAGCAGCUCUCCAGAGGCCUCUGCCAUUUCCAGCCUUGUGAGAGCUGUCCACAUGAGAGCAUGGAGAACAACGCCACAUGCAGAGACCAUCCCACCAUGGUGUCCAAGCCCUACUACAGAGUUGACCUCUUCAACAGGCAGAUGACAGACGUGCUGCUCACCUCUCUGCUGGUCACAACCAUAGAGAACAAGACCGUCGCCCAUAUCGGCACCUCGACUGGACGUCUGCUUCAGCUUGUACUGACAAGAUCCAGCCCGGUUAUCUUUGCCAAUUACUCCUUGGUAGAGAACCAGAGAGUUUCCUCCAUCGCUGCAGUGUGCUCUUCGGAGUAUCUUCUUUUUGUGGUUGGAGACAAGAUGAUUCAGGUGCCUCAGAGAGGACCAGGAUGCCAACAUUUCAUGACCUGCGCCAUGUGCCUGACGGCGCCAAAGUUCAUGGGCUGCGGCUGGUGCUCCGGAGUGUGCUCGUGGGAGAGCGAGUGUCACAGCCGCUGGAGGAACGAGUCCUGCCCGCCCGGGAUCACUGGGUUCUUUCCACGGACUGCUCCUCCUGAUGGUCAAACAGAGCUGACGGUGUGUGGAUGGGAGUUCCAGUCGCCCAUAAGACCCGCUAUCACCUCCAGGACCCAUCAGAUCCGACUGGGACAGACGGCCUGCACUGUGCUUUCAGCCAAAAGCAACAACACGCACCUCGUGUGUAAGAUUCGCUCUGGGGCCACUGAGCUGUCCAAACCAGUCAACAUUACAGUGGAAGUCCACGAGGGCAAGGUGGAGGGGCGCUACUCUAUUGACGGGAAGGCCGAAAUGCCAGGGUUCACAUUCGUGAUUCCCAACAUCACAGAAAUCCAGCCCAACUACGGGCCUCGAGCCGGGGGGACGCUCAUCACAGUGACUGGGCCUCACUUGAAUGCUGGAAAGACCAGGAAAGUCACUCUUAAUGAUGUGCCCUGCCCUAUAAAGAGAGUCACAAAACCCAAAGGCAACGUGUCUUCUAUCAUCUGUCUGUCCCAGCCCAUCUCAGAGGUGAGGGAUGUUCCUCUGAGUGUUUUCAUCGACAAGUCUCCUGUCCUCACUACAAAGGUGUUUUACUACAAAGAAAACCCCAAGAUUACAGCUGUUCUUCCUGACUGUAGCUUUGACAGGGGUUCAAAGAUCGUGAUUGAAGGAGAGAACUUGGAUUCUGUUUAUCGCACCAUCAUCCGCUUUAAACCCAAUGAGAGCCACCUGAAACCAGUCACAAGGGAGUGCAUAGGCAAGUCCUUGCCCACAAGGAUGGAAUGUGUCACUCCUGUGUUUCACAGGGAUGAGACGGAGGAAGGAGAGCUUUCGUUUGACAUGGACGGAUCACUGGGUCUUUGGAACAAAGAGUUCUCCUAUCACCCCUACGGUGAGCCCAUACCGUUUGAAACAGAGGGACACGUGCUAAGUUUGUACCCCGGCUUUGAUGAAGUGUCACUACAUCAUCAAAAGCUGAACCUGGUGAGCUCCUGUAUGACCAUUGUUAUGAAGGUGGCAGGCGUUGAUUGUGAUGCUAAAGUCCUGGAUAACGAGAUAACCUGCAGGAUCCCCAAAAACAUGACCAUUCCCAGCGACGGACUGCCAGUGAAGAUCUCCAUCAACGGGCAGGUCCACAACGUUGGCACAGUGGUGAGAGUCAGCAACCACUACAUGGUGGGAAUUGUUCUGGGUAUCCUGGCGGCUCUGGUUGCCGGGGCGGUGCUGGCCUUUGUUGUCAUGAAACACUUGAGGAAGAAGAAGAAGGCUUCCAUGGUAGAGACGCGUUUGACCCACAGUGCAAACCGCUCUGGUACAAACAAUGUGGAGCUGUCGCCUAUUGGAGACUACAGAAGAGUAGUAUCCCUGAGUCCUCCCACCCCUUUGGUGGGGCCGGUGGUGUUCCCCAGCAUGGCCUAUGCUGCAGGCAGCAUAGAUCCAACCCUCACUCCCCUCAUGCCUGCAGAGAAGAUCUCCAUCUCCAGUUUUAGGCCAGAGCUGCUGGAGGAGGUGAAGGAUGUCCUUAUUCCUGCUGAGAUGCUUGUUGUGCAGCACCAUCGGAUCAUAGGGAAGGGCCAUUUUGGAACUGUCUAUCAUGGCUACUUCACAGACCCCAACAACAGAGAAAUCCACUGUGCCGUCAAGUCUUUGAAUAGAAUAACAGAUGUCGAGGAGGUGGAGCAGUUUCUGAAGGAAGGCAUCAUAAUGAAGGGUUUCCACCACAGCAACGUGUUGUCUCUGCUGGGCAUCCUACUGCCACAGGAGGGGCUCCCUCUAGUGGUGCUGCCGUACAUGAAACACGGGGACCUGAGGCACUUCAUACGCUGCGAGAAGAGGAACCCCACUGUAAAGGACCUGAUUGGCUUCGGGCUGCAGGUUGCCAAGGGGAUGGAAUAUUUGGCUCAGAAGAAGUUUGUGCACCGAGAUCUCGCUGCACGCAAUUGCAUGCUGGACGAGUCGUACACGGUGAAGGUGGCAGACUUCGGCAUGGCCAGAGAUGUUUUCGAUAAAGAGUAUUACAGUGUUCAAGACCACAGGAAGGCCAAACUGCCUGUCAAGUGGAUGGCCAUCGAGAGUCUGCAAACACAGAAGUUCACCUCCAAGUCAGAUGUGUGGUCCUUUGGAGUUCUGAUGUGGGAGAUGCUGACCAGAGGAGCCAGCCCGUACCCAGAAGUGGACCCAUAUGACAUAACACAUUACUUAAUGAAGGGCAGGAGGCUUCCCCAGCCACAGUACUGCCCUGACCCUUUGUAUAGCAUUAUGCUCCAGUGCUGGGACCCCGAUCCAGAGUUGAGGCCCAGUUUUGCUACACUGGUGUCGGCCGUCUCCACCAUCUUAUCAGGCCUGGAGGGAGAACACUACAUCAGCCUUAACGUCACCUACGUCAACCUGGACCAACCGCGACCCUACCCCGCUCUCACAGAGUCCGCUGAUGAGUACGACUCUACAGAUGUUGAAGACUCAGGAUCAAUAUCCUCCUGAUCCAACCUCUCCUACUCUCUCAACCGUAAACUGGUAUUGGUGCUAACAGCAAAAGCACACACAAAAAAACCUCUGCCGUGUCACACCAGUGUCUUUUACCUCAAAGGAUAUGAAACAGAGUUACUGCCUACUGUUUGAGUGCAUUAAAAUGAUGGUGGGAAGCUUUCAGCUGGAAUAGCCAAGAGGGUCGAACUAGACCUCACGUCUGGGGGGGUCACAAGGUCUAUGAGCCAAAAGGAAGAAAGAAGGUUGAAAAGAAUAGAAAUAUUCUUCAUUGCAGUGUGGUAAGUGUGAAAGAAAUAUUGUACUCAAGGUUUGUAGUAAAAGCACAAUCAGACUAAUGCUACACAAUAGACCACUGCAGGAGCUUACGGGCCGAAAGACUGCAAGAACCGCCUUUACAGAACCUUUUCCAAGGCUGUUUUUGAUGUAGAAAAAAGUACUUCUGAGUCGCCCUGAAACGCUGAUGUCUCAAUACUGUUUAACUCAGAGAAGACAAAUGUUGAUUGGUUAAACUUGGAGAGAACCAUAAGGAUACUUUUUUGUCUGCCCUGUUGAUGUCCUUGUUGGGUAGCAGUCUUCUCCUCUCUAACAUCAGCAUCUUAAAUGUAAAAUUCACCAUAUAGUCUGAGCUCGUAGAAGUUACUUUUGGAUUCGAAGCUGCUGGAUCCUACACUGUAAUAGAAACAGAAAGCCUGAAAAGGCUGAUUAUGGAUUCUUGUAAACCUUUGCGCCGACCAACAUGUUACUGAUCAUUACUAAACAGAAAAUCACAAUACAACAAGGUAACUGAUCUUGGAAAGUACAUCAUCUACCGACAGAUGAUUAAUGUUAGUCGCAGCCCACUCCAUCUUUCCCCACAUCCUGCUGCUUCUAAAAUGCUGAUGUUAGUUAGAAAUGUCUCUAUAAAAGCCUGAAGGAGUUCUAUCAAAGUCCUGAAAGGCAAGCCUCGCCACUUAGCUGCCAUCUUGGUAACGCCCCCCCAGGCAGUUAUUUUGGGCUAACAAGACCAGGUCUAUGUUUAAAUGAAUGGGGAGAGAGUCAUUACUGCAGUUCCAAAGGUCACAUAAAAAAAACUGCAAAUGAGGAAUAAAAAACAGGAUGCGAGGGUGUAAUCGUCAGUCAGACAUCAGGGGGGGAGGAGUGCGUAAUGACAGGCUUAUCUUAAUAAAAAUGUCUUUUUUAGCUCUGAUGGAGCUCAGGGUUCAUCCAGAGAAGCUUUAGUACAAAUAAUUCCACCGUAUAAACCUGGAAUCUGUGUGGAACAGUUGACCUGUGUGGUGUGCAGAGGAACAUUAUUUAUUGUCAGACCCUGUGUGUUAAUGAAGUUACAGCUGCUGUGCCAUGUGUGUGUAAAGAAGCAGUGUGUGUGAUGCUGCAAGUAUUUAAUAAAGUCAAAAGAAAGACUCUGACACAUAGUCGGCUGUGGGCAACCAGGACAUGAGUAGGUGUGUUCUGCAAAAUCCAGAAUUACACUCAGUGACACCGAAAAAAAACAUGGUGAAAUUUAAACAUUAAUAUACCCUUUUAGACAUGCCUGAGCUACAUUAGUAGCUGUAUUCUGAGAUAUGUCAAUAUGUUAUGUAGUAGAUACCUGUGGGGGCGCAGCGUUACCUGGAUGUAAGCCGGAGCUUUAUUAACACUGAGCUGGGUCGCCCGGGUGACGUGUGAUUUUGAAAUACCCAAAACAAGAAACAUCACCGGUGAUGUAACUAGAUUAUGUACUGUACGUUAAAAGAAAUGUAAUAGAUGGCAAGGGACAAGUGAAACAAGAAAAAGCAGAACAAGAAUAGUUGAUUUAUGAUGUCGCACACUUCUGCUGACUGAAGACAAACGGAGGCUUUUGAACUCUCAGCAGUUUUCAUUGUGAACCAGAAAUAUGAAGAAUAUCCUGAAACACCAGAAAGUACUUUGCUCACUAUCAGAAGUAAUUUUACUGCCUAUGAUGGGCUGUUUUUAAUGUGCAACAACAUAUUCUCCCUCCAUCCAAUGUCCUGUAUGAAGUUUCUCUCCUAUGUUAGUUUUGAGAAAGUAGCUCAGCCCAAAAUGUUCAGGGAAAGGAAUCAGGGUUGGUCACAGCAGGGUGGACAUGAUAUCCAAAGCUGUAUAUUUGGGCCCAUUAGAACAUUAACUUGUCGAAUUUAGUUGCAGAAAAGAAAGUGAUGCACGCAGACUUCUUUGGAAUUGACUUGCAAAGCCUGAUGUCCCCCAGACUCGAGGUCUACAAAUGAAAACGUCUGAAAGCAAAAUCUCGGAUGGCAGCAGUUAAGCUUAAAAACAGCAUCUUAAAAGUUUAACAGACAUUUAGUUUUGUAUUUUUUCACUGGUAACAAAUAUUGUCAUGAUACAUCUAAUCGGUUGUAGUACUGGCUUGUUCCGUUUUCUUUCAUUUUAUUUUAAAAACUGAGUUUGUUCAGAUUUGCCAAAAGCAGUUGUUCAAUGAGUGAGAUUUGGUGACAAGCAAAGGCUUAAAUAGCUAACUCUCACGUUUGCUUGCUCUUUCUUGUACUACCUACAACAUGGGUAGUGUGCUGUUACAGUCCCAAAGCCUGUCUUUAUAUAUUUUUAAGGUGACAUUUUCUUUUAAUUCUUUUGCAGUGUAGUGAUUAGACUGUAUAUUUUUGGAUCAAACGUCUGUUGAACGCAAAUGUUGUGAAGGAAAUCACCUUAUUAUUGCUUGUGUUUCUGACUAAAUGUCUUUUAAGAUAGUGUAAUUAAAUAUUUAUUUGUUUAUAGAUUUGCUCUCAUGCUGUGGACUGUGAGUAAACAUGAGAAUUUAGGCAAAGUGCCAUUUGCACUUGAUUUAUGUCACACUAAUGUUUUCCUUAAUGGAUCUUAUGUACCAUUACUGUAAAGUAUUGCUGUGUACUGGACUCCUUUAUUGCAGUUCUCCACCAGAGGUCAGUAUUUUGUUACAAGUACUCUGCGUUGUCGCUAACCUAAGAUGUUCCAUGCAGCGUGGAUUCAGAAGUC
Stegastes partitus (bicolor damselfish) is the source of this 7306-nucleotide messenger RNA. It is a transcript of the gene mst1rb, whose product is annotated as macrophage stimulating 1 receptor b. The transcript has 21 exons. The record is from RefSeq and is a predicted model, not a curated record. Lineage: Eukaryota; Metazoa; Chordata; Actinopteri; Pomacentridae. Gene Ontology annotation, biological process: cell migration; protein phosphorylation; positive regulation of kinase activity. Gene Ontology annotation, molecular function: transmembrane receptor protein tyrosine kinase activity; ATP binding; protein binding. Gene Ontology annotation, cellular component: signaling receptor complex; plasma membrane. Bases 209 to 4333 code for a protein of 1374 amino acids.